UCACUUUUGGUAUAUCACUUUAUCAUUAUUAUAAUCAUUGAUUUAUGGUAAUUUAGUUUUGAUAUAAAUAAUACAAUAUACUUUUUUAGAGAUAUUAAAAUGUAACUUCCAUUUCCUUCUUAUUUCUAACAGAACUCCUGCUGGAAAUAAUAGCUUAAGCGAUUAGUUAUUUCGUGCGUGUCCUAUGUCACACUUACUUGUCGUUAGUUAGAUUUAAAUCGUUACUUCUAACAGAACUUAAAGAAACAACUCAAAUACGAUUUUUGUAUUUGUAAUAAGGUUUUUAUAAAAAAAAUAAAAAAAUUUAUAUCAAAAGUUAAAUAACACAGAAAAUAAAACUAAGAUGAUAAUAUAUUAUAUUAUAAUUUUUGAAAUGUUAUAUUUUGGAAAAAAUGUUAAAGGUGAAUGGGUCGAAAUUCCUGAGUUCUCAGAUGAAAAGAAAGUUUACAGAAUUCCUUUUUCUAAUCGUGACUAUGAAUACAAAUUUAUACGAAAUGACGAUAAUAAAAGUUUUUUUCAUAAGAAAGAAAACAGUACGAUUUAUGAAAAACAACCGGAGAUAAACAUUCCAUUAACACACAAUUCGGACGUAAAUAUAACUCAAUUAUCAGUAACAGAAUUAAAUACUGGGACAGAGAAAUAUUUUGCGAACGUAUCUUCUGAUUAUAUUGUCGAGAAUAAUUGUGACAUAAAAAAUAAUAGUUAUGAAAUGGAUAAAUUAUUGAUUGAAUCCGAUCCAAUCAAAUUAGAGGAACAUAUAUCAGAUACAAAAAUGUAUGAUACUAAAGAAGCUAUAGUUAAACAACAAUUACCAUUGUCUAAUAAAAAUUUAAAUGAAACUUUGAAAGAAGAUAAAAACACCUUUCUAAUGUAUUUACCAACUGAAAUAUUAAAAAGUGUUCAUAAAAAUUUAAAAUCUCAACCAUCAAGUAUAAAAGGCAAACUCCAAUUUCUGAAAUCAUUUGAAAAGAUAUUAUCGCUUGAAAUAGAAUCUAGACUUAUAAGAUUUAUAAAUCCAAAUCGCAUAAAAAGAGGAAGUGAUCAUUAUGAUCAUGAUGAUUAUGAAGAUCAUGGAUUAGGUUUUCCUUCUUUAGAAGGUGCAUUAAUGGCUAUUUCAUUUCUUACAUUUGCUGUCUAUUUGGUUAGAUUAGUUAUGCUUCUUUUUCGAAAUAAUGGAACUCAAGGUACUAUUCCCACUGUACUUGUUGGUAAGAAAAAGAGAUCAGUCGAAGAAUUUAAUGAAGAAACGGCAAGAAUUCUUCACAAUGUGGAUAAUUUCAUUUCUAAUAUUUAAU
Messenger RNA from Vespa crabro (European hornet), 1295 nucleotides. RefSeq lists its product as uncharacterized. Bases 344 to 1294 code for a protein of 316 amino acids. The transcript is spliced from 5 exons. The record is from RefSeq and is a predicted model, not a curated record. NCBI's taxonomy places the organism in Eukaryota, Metazoa, Arthropoda, Insecta, Hymenoptera, Vespidae.